Molecule: messenger RNA, 9493 nt
Organism: Sitodiplosis mosellana (orange wheat blossom midge)
Lineage: Eukaryota; Metazoa; Arthropoda; Insecta; Diptera; Cecidomyiidae
Gene: Cngl
Exons: 21
Coding region: 447-6089 (1880 amino acids)
Biological process (GO): monoatomic ion transport; transmembrane transport
Cellular component (GO): membrane
Molecular function (GO): protein-containing complex binding; monoatomic ion channel activity
Source: RefSeq, a predicted model, not a curated record
AUCUUCAAUUUCAGAAACCGAAACUGCAACCGACUGAAGAAAUUUAAACAAGAAUAAAGAGAGAUUGAAAGCCUCAUUCAAAGUUGAAUAUUACGUCAAUAUAAACAUUAAUUGAAUUUAUGAUUGAUAUAUAAUACAUUGAAGCCAUGCAUCAGUUUGACGACAUCAAAAGUAAAAGCAAUUUAAUAUGAACGAGAGGCGUCACAGCCGGUGCAACUAGAGAUAGAGAGAGACGAGAGAGUGAAGUGUGUUUGAGACGUUGAACGUUGAAACUUCUACUUUGACAUAGAAGUGCAUCAAUCGAGAAUAUUUGAAAAACAAACACAUAAAAAGCACAUAAUACAUACACAAACCCACAAACACACAAACACUUAAAACGGCGCACAUCUUUCACUGUGUGGAGCAGCGUAACUGGAAUCGCUGAGCUUUGCAUAGACACACCAACAAUGAAAUUAAGUGUAAGUGCAUAUCGCGCACAUGCAUCGGCACAUAAGAAAAUCCUAUCCAGCAGCUAUCAGACAACGCUCAACUACGGGAGCACAGCUGCAUCUAGUUCAUCAACACCAGCCAAUACCUUAUUUUCGAUGGAACCCAUAACUGACACACAGUUGACGGCAACAAGCACAUUAACAUCGUGUCCAACAGCGACAAUAAUGAGCGGUAACAGUAGCGUUGGCAGCAGUGCAAGCACUCAUCACCAUCAUCUUCACAAUGCGCACGGUCAACCAAUGACGCUAUUGAGCCCGAAAACUGAAACAGCGCUAUCGCCGACCGGUGGUGAGGCGCACACCACCACCGGCUCCAUGGUCACAUCGAAGGAAGACGAAGAGGAUUCAAGUAAUGCAGCAUCAUCCGAUUGCAAGAGUCCCGGCCAACGUUUUUUACAUCAUUACGGCCCAUCCACAUCGUUUGCAUCACAAUCAAGUCUCGGAAUCAUUUUGGAAAAUACUGCAAUUGAAAAUAAUUUGCAACGGCACCAGCGCAGUCACAGCCUAAAAAAUCGACACGAAUACGAACAAUUAGACGGUGAUUAUUAUGAUGAUGAUGUGAACGGUAGCAGCAGUUGCAGCAGUGGCAAAAAUGCUGAACAAACCAAUACGGCGGCGAAAGGUUCACGUGGCUGGCGAAAUGUCCGUGCCGUCAUGGCAUACUAUUAUACGCUGCGAAAAAUCAAGAGGACGAAAUCGAAUCAGCGAUGGAUGAAACUACGAACAACCGUGCAAUUGUCGUCAGCCAUACAGAAAAAACCGCCGCUAAAACGAGAGGACUCUUUUCUAAAACGCUUUUCGACGCGACAAAUACCAGAAACUCAGGAAACGAUGGAGGAAACGGGUUCGGAGAGUGCAUCUGGCGAUCAUGAUAAAAGUUCGAAGCGACGCCGACGAUACAAUCAAAAGCGACGCUCCGUUGUCAAUCCGGAUGAAAAUUUCUAUUUUUAUUGGUUGAUGGUGUCCACCGUAUGCAUUUUAUACAAUUUAUGGACUCUCAUCGUUCGCCAAAGCUUUCCCGAAUUACAGGAGUUGAUACCGAAUUUUUGGUUCGGCUGCGACUGCAUCACUGAUAUAAUAUUUAUAUUGGAUAUCGUUGUACAGCUACGAACUGGAUAUCUGGAACAAGGUCUUAUGGUUUAUGACGAUAAAAAAUUGGCCCUUCAUUACAUGCGAUCGAGAAAAUUUCUCUUCGAUUUGGCUGCUUUAAUACCGCUAGAUUUACUUCAAAUUAGAUUAGGCACACAACCGUUACUUAGAUUUCCACGUUUUUUAAAAGUUUACAGAUCUGUUAAAUUUUAUUAUAUCGUUGAGAGUAGAACUGUAUGGCCGAAUUUAUGGCGUGUAGUUAAUUUAAUUCAUAUAUUGCUGAUAUUGGCUCACUGGUUUGGAUGCUUCUAUUUCCUGCUGUCGGAAGUCGAAGGAUUUCAGGGUGAUUGGGUCUAUCCAUACCGACCGGGUGACUAUGCAACGCUGACACGAAAAUAUUUGGGUAGUUUGUAUUGGUCAACGUUAACACUCACAACCAUCGGUGAUUUGCCAACGCCAGAAACGAAUGCUGAAGCAUCCAAUUCGCCAGACGGACCGAGAUCACUUCCGCGCCGUGGUAUUAAGUCACGUUUACUUCAGUUUGCAUCAAACUAUGGGUACAUUUUUACGAUAGUCAGCUACUUGAUAGGCGUGUUUAUAUUUGCAACAAUUGUGGGUCAAGUGGGCAAUGUGAUAACCAAUCGAAAUGCAAAUCGACUGGAAUUCGAGAGACUCUUAGACGGUGCCAAAACCUAUAUGCGACAUCAUAAGGUACCCGGUGGCAUGAAACGGCGUGUGCUGCGAUGGUAUGAUUAUAGCUGGUCACGUGGACGGAUCCAAGGUGGUGGUGAUAUCAAUACGGCAUUGGGUCUACUACCUGAUAAACUAAAAACUGAAUUAGCAUUGCACGUUAAUUUAAGCGUGUUGAAAAAGGUGACAAUUUUCCAAGAGUGCCAACCGGAAUUUCUACACGAUUUAGUGCUAAAAAUGAAAGCGUACAUUUUCACGCCCGGCGAUUCGAUAUGUCGUAAAGGUGAAGUAGCACGUGAAAUGUUUAUCAUAGCUGACGGUAUUUUAGAGGUGCUCAGCGAAACCGGUAAAGUGCUGACUACAAUGAAGGCUGGCGAUUUUUUCGGUGAAAUCGGCAUCCUCAACUUGGACGGUUUAAACAAACGAACGGCCGAUGUACGAUCGGUUGGUUACUCGGAAUUGUUUUCAUUGUCACGUGAGGAUGUGUUGGCCGCAAUGAAAGACUAUCCAGAGGCUCAAGAUAUACUGCAAACAUUGGGCCGCAAACGAUUGAUGGAAGUGCGAUGUGUCAACAAGAAGCACGCUAAAAAUGUGGCCGAGCGUGAGAGUAUAGCAAGUAACGUGCAUCUUCGCAAUAAAAAUCUAGAUAACAGUAGUGAUAGUACAUCUAAACGCAUUGUAGAUAAACUGCGGAGCGAGGCAAAGGGGAUAAAGAAUGUGUUGAAAAAAUCCAGAUGGGCGACGGGCCGAAGGAGUAACGAGUCAAUUGAAUUACAGCCGCUUCACUUGCAGAAAGGCCCAAAAGGAGUUUUACGACGGAUGCCACGUGUUCGAUCUGAUGAAAUACAUGAGACACCUGCUGACCAGGCACAGCAUGUACAGGCACAGCAUGUACAGGCUCAGCAUGUUCAGGCUCAUGCUCAUGAAAAGGACAAAACACCAAGUCCAAUCGGUGCCGGUUUGCCGUUGCUGCAACGACUUCGAUUACUUAAGGAAAAACAAGAUCGCGAAGAGCGAGCUGUAAAACCUGCACAACCAAUGAUACCAUCACCACAAAAUACUCAUGUUAGAUCUGCUGUUUCACCACAGCAAUCAAUUCAAGAAGAGAACGAACAACAACCGGAUGUUGUUGGUCCUGGUUUGCCGCUAAUUAAACGUUUAUUAUUGCUCAAAGCCAAGGAAGAACGUAUAGCUAAAGAAACACAAGGAAAGCCAACGCAACCGGCAGUAACGACAAUAAGUGAUUCGGUCGCAUCGAAUGCGAUGUUGAUUUCCUUGAAAGCAACAACGAAUACAACGACCAGUCUGAUGGCUGGUUUAAUGCCAACUUCGAUGCCCGCACCAGUUGCAAGCUCGUCGGUCAAACCGAAAGUUUCCUUCCGUGAUCGCAUCAAAAGUUUACAGCAUUCGGAUAGCAAACAGGUACCAUUUGUAUCAGCAAUGACUGCCAGUAGCACAAUUGCUGACAAAGAGCACAAACCGACCAGUGAUGACAAGGAAAAGCUCAUCGAAGCCGCACCGUGCACAGCAAGCAUCAGUGUGGUGGCCAGUACCUCGACCAGUGGAAAUGGGAGACCCACAAAAUCAUCCGGUGCCCUUUCGUUUAGGGACAAAAUAAAGCAACAGUUGGGUCAUCAACAUGCCCGAAGUGAAGAAAUACAAACGGCACAACUGAGACCUUGGUCAAAACUUAAAUUGGCCACCGUGUUAAGUGGUGGCAGCAGCUAUGCAAGCCUGAACAAUAGCUUUACCGAUUCACCAAAACAUAUGCAGCAUCAACAGCAACAACCGCUCAUCAAAAUAGCCAAAAUUAGACCAACGACCAGCGCACGCGUAUCAAUUCCAGCGAGACAAAAAGCAACGACCAGCAAAUCAAGAUCUGCAACCGCACAAAAAGUUGAUAGUUUGAGCGUGAAAAGUAGCGAACGCAUUUGCACAAGUGACAGCGAAAUACGGCAUUCGGAAUGGCAAUCGAACAAUAAAUUGAAAUUCCAAUCGCGAACACUGAAAUCGUGUGGCGAAAAGAAAUGUUAUCGAUCAGUUGAUGAUCUAUCGCCCGAGUAUGGUGGCCUUCCAUUUGUCAAGAAAUUGAAAAUCCUUAACGAACGACAAAAAUUGGCCGAAUUGGAAUCGGUGAUGACAACGCGUAGCUUUAGCCUCGAUUGCCCCGAAUGGAGCGAUGGCAACGAACCAGAGCCAUUGAUUCGUAGCCAUAGCGAAGGAUCGGGCAUGCCCAGAUCCAGAAUAUCAACAAUAACCACAGUCGCACCCACAUCUUAUUUGAAUACGACCAACACAAUAGUGGCAAUAGCACCAUUGAACAUACCCAGAUCACCAGUCAGUCCGGAAUCGAAUGAAACGCAGGAGAGACGGGAAUUGAAGAGCAUUUUGAAAAAAUUGUCCGAAGAGAAGAGCGUAGCGACCACACCGUCGCAACCAAAUGCAGCGAUUAACGAAGCAGAUGAAUUGAAAGGAUUGCUGAGUGCGCCGACCGUCGAAGGUCCGCCGCAAAGUGCGCACAGUGCGAUCGACGAACGUAGUUCAUUCCCACUGCUGUCGGGCGCACAAUCACCCAACGAAAUGACAACGUUAAUUCAAGUCGAACACCACAAACAACAACAACAACAGCAACACAUCCAAUCUGAUCAAUCUUUUUUAUUAUUACCCGACAGUAUAAAUAGUAAAGCUAGUAGUUUAGAGGACGAUGUAGCGAUCGCCGAUGAUAUGUUCUUGUCACAAGAGCAAUUAUCAUUGUCGCCACACCAGCUGUUCGAGAGCCAACCGCAGAAAAUCGAGGAGAGCAGCCCGUUGAAUGGGUCUACAAAUCCAUUUAUCUCUAAUAAAAUUAAGGUCAAAGGUUCAAUUGAGGAACAUGAGUUGUUUAGCGAAGUAUUGAUAGGCAUAAAGAAUGUGAUUUCAACACAUUUACGGGACGUUCAAUUGAAAUUCGAAGAUCACUUUCAAUCGCUCGAUUUCGAAAUACGCCAACGUGACGUGAUGAUCGAUCAACUGCAGCAUCGAAUAUUAGAGCUGGAAAAUGGGCAUGGAUCACCCACAAAUGUGUACAUUGCUGCUACAUCUGGGACUGGAAACGGUAGUACGGGAUCAUCUGGUGAUAUUCCGUUCGUGCGUGGAGAUUCAUUGGAUACGAUUUUUGCGUCGUCGCCCCCACCAACGGAUAGUGAACGCGAAAAUAGGGUUAAAUCAAAAACAAAGAAGCGAAGCUCACCACGACGACGUCACCAAUUGGAGCAACAACAACAAGGGAGUACUGAUCAAGAGACCGCCUCCUAUGAGCCAGUAACACAUUUGUCACAGCUGCGAAACAGUUCAAGCAUGAUAAUCGACAAUGUAACUGGAAAUAUUACUCAAUUGUCAGACUCAGUCAUUCUGAACAUUGAUACGAGCUCAGACACUAGUUCCAGCAUCGAUGACGAUGUACACGAAGAGGAGGAAGAAGGUGAUGACGAUAUACGUGAAGAAGAAGACGAAGACGACGACGAUGUGGAUAUUGACGAUGAUUUAAAUCAUGAUAACUGGGAGAUCAGGAUGUUGGCGGCUGAAUUGAAUAGACGUGAAAGUAGGCGCGAUGAACCGCUCAGUUCCGAAGCCAGCGAGGCAAAUGAAAGUUCAUCACGACAACAUCUUCACAUGCGCAGCGACAUUUUGGAUACGGAUACCGAAAACAGUGAAUUAGAAACUGAUCGUAUACAAAGGGGACGUGCACGUUCCGCUAGUUUUGACCAGCAAAGCGUGCCACGGCAACGGCCUAGAGGCAUUUUAAAAGCUUUCAGUUUCGAUCGAGAUAAAAAUCAACUUUGAGGGUUAAGUUAUAGCGAGUUUUGUACAUAUGCACGCCUAUUAACGUAAACGAACAAAAGGCCACACACAAUUUUCAAUAUAAAAAAAGACAAUUUAACACGAAUCGAAAUUAAUGUAGACAUACUUGUUUUUUCACCGUUCAAAAAAAAGAGAAAAGAAAAACAAAAAAGAAACUCUUCAUUUUAUACUCAAAUUAAAAAUUCUUAUGGCAAUACGUUUUAAUAUUCGAGAGACUAUCCUUUGUUUAUACUGCAAUAAAGUAAUUUGAAUGAAGUCCUUUUAAUCACUAUUAUUGACUCAAUAAUAAUCUAUUGCGAGCGUAUUUAAUCCAUGAAAUUUAUAUUCGUAGUCAUGCGAACUUAAUGAGAGAGGACUUAAUGAACUGCACUCGAAUCAAUUAGCACCAAAAAGCACUUGAGUAUUUACAGUGCCGUAGCGUGUUUGUUGGCAUUGUACCAAAUGAAUUCAGCGUUUGCAAAACGUUGCAAUUAUGUAGUCAACACCAACAAUUACAUACGCAUUUCGAAGAUGUGCCCACGCUGUGCAUGGUUUUCACUCAUUCGCCUUCUUGUGUCAUUCUUGCAAUACGAAUUCGAAAUGAAGGGACUUCAAGAGUUGAGAAAUGAAUAAAACCAAAUUUAAUGUGAAAUCAUCAUAAAUUUAAGCUUUUUUUAUAACCAAAUAAGACCUAUUUUGAGUCAAUUUCGAUCGCAUGUUGAUAACACACUGGCACUGAAACUAUCAUUAGUGCUUGUCGAUCACAAAAUAUUGGAAGUAUUAUAUUAGAUAAAAUAAGUGGCGAACGAUAGAUGAACAACCAUUUUUUUGCUCCACAUCUGGCUUUGCAUUUCGUAUGACAUCGAACGUCUUCUUCAGUUUGGAACUUGAGAUCUCUAUGAACCUGACAAAAAAUUAAAACUUAAAUGCCGAUUUGGGCAUCAACUUUCUCCACUCAGCUCAAAAUCUGAAUCAGUGUCCUGGAUCAAAAAAUGGUUGUGUCGUCUUGUCGGCCAAUUGCAAAUAAUUAAUUAAUUUGUACAUAUAAAAACCAAAAAGCAUAAUUCUACAAUCCUCUUUCGUUUUCGUCCUUAAAACAAAUGUAAUUAAACCAAACCAAAAGAGUGCUUAGUACCUAAAACAAAAGAAAAACCUGACACAAACAACAAAAAAUUACUACUAAACGUUAAAACAUUAGACACCGUUUAUUUCAAAAUAAAUUAACUUUAAUUAGAUUAACUUAAAUCAAUGUGAAGAAAUUAUAAGAAAAUCGUUAGUCAAAUAGAGAAAUCUGAAAAAUGAAUAAGACCAUGAUCAUCAUCAACUGUGUUGAGGUAAAUAGUGUUCAUUUCGCAAGUACAAAAUAUGUUUUCCGUACAUUUAUUUUUUCGUUCCUUGAAUUGAUUCUGUGUAAUAAUACCUAACUAUGCAUUUAUCGUGUUCAUUUCGAGUCUUUAGAUAAUUUCUUUCAAUGUUUAGUCAGACUGGUUCGCUUAGUACAACUGCAACGGAAUUAAUUUGUCACAUUAAAUUCAAUCUCAUUUGACAUCGCCAUGUGAAUUCAUUUAUUUUGACACGAAAAUCCACCCUCAUACACUUCAACUUCACAUUAUAUAAGUGAAUAUGUAGCUAUUCUAUGAAUAUAAGUUACUUUUCGAAUUUUUCCCAUUCAUUGUGUCAGGUUGAAUCUAAAUAAAUAGAAUUUCAUGUUGGAUUUUGCUGAAAUCAUCACCACGAUAUCCGGUGUGUUUCACAAAACCAAACGAAAGUAAAAGAAAAACAAUUCUAUUUUAAAUCGUUAUUUACUAGAUGGUUGAACGUUAUGAAUGUUCUCAAUGGUAGCCACUAAGAAAUUAGCAUUUAAAAUUGAACCGAUUAAAGAGAGAAGACAAUUUAAACAAAAUAAAUAAAAUACAUAAAGUUAUAUUUAUAAUUUAUCUGUGAUAGCAAACAGAAACUAUGACAAAUUAUUUGAGGAACGAAUUUGAUUCGAACGACGAUAAAUAAAUGUCCCAUUCAAACACACGAUUCCUUGAUUCCGAGAUCAACAAGUUCCUGUUGACACCAUUCAUGCAAUAACUUUCGUUUCAUUCGGUUAUUUUUCUGUGAAAUUGAUAAAACACGUGACAUAUCAAAUCAAUGACAAACAUUUAAAAAAGAAAACCAUUCCAAUUUUUCCAUUCGACAAAGCAAAAAUAUGUCUUGCACCAUCAAUGAAAGUAUCAUGACAUAUAUGUGUAUUCCAUAGAUUUAUUUUUCUUCAAAUUCGAUAAGAUCCAAAAACAAUUGAAGCUAAAGAGAGGGGAAAAUACUCAAAACCAUAUUACUGAACAAUAGAGAGUGACCGAUUUCAAUGAAAACCAUUUUUUUUUUCAAAUAAAAUCAGUAUUUGCAACCGUUUAUUAGUUUUUUUUUCAACAUUAACUUUAAUUAAAGGAAAAACGAAUGGAAGAGGGGAGAACUAAUUUCAAACUCUCAGCGCAGGUGCAAAAUGUUAAGGGAAUAGAUUUCAUUUUCUUUUCGUGUACUCGUCUCGAUCGAGUGCACACGAUGAAAAUUAUAAGAAAUAUGUCAUUUAUAUUUCCAUACGAAAUAUAAGUAAAUGGACCGACCAAUAUGAUAUAAUGAAUGAUUUGAAUGUUAUAGAAUGUAUAAAAAAAAGAGAUACGUAUGUAUGUUUAUAUAGAAACGUUUAAAACAAUAAUAAAAGAAACAAACUCGUUUAGAUUUCUAUUUAUUUAUUUCCGAGCAAAAAUCAAGUGUGAGAAACUUUUAAGUGCCUACAUGGCUAUCUGCUUCAGUUGUUUUCUUCUCGUUUUGAUUGUUUUUCCGAUCUUUCGUUUUAUAUCUCCGAGAUGAAGAAAGGCAAAGAUAUGCAAAAAAAAAACCAAAACAAGGAAAAAGAUAGAGAUUUAAAUUUACUGCACCGAACUCAAGCGAUGAUAUCGAAAACUUGAGCUCACAAACAUUGAACUAGACUUAUUAUGAAUAUUAUAGAGAGAACCAUUGAGCACCAGGUUUAUUAAGAAAAAAAAAUAACAACCAAAUUAUUUCAAUUGAUAUGAUAUGAAGAUAUAGCAUUUAGUAAUGGGGACAAAAAAAAACACAAAACUAUAGUAAAUCGUCAUGUAAUAUUGAAUUAAAACAAAUGCCCUAUAAGAAAUAGAACUAUAUUUACGAAUCUGUUAGCUAAGACGGUUGAAUAUUUGAUGAACAAAUACAACAACAACAAAUACCACAAAAUAAAUUCAACACAACAAUGGUAUAUUGUAAAAAUUAUUUUUCAGUUUGGAGCGAAUUGAAAUUUAACUCAAAAUGGAAAUUUAGAAUUAACAACUAUGAAAUGAUAUGGAAUACAUAGACAAAGGAAACUGAAAUUGAAAUAAAAAUUACUAGACAUUUUAAAU